CUUUAUGUAUACUGACAAGGAAGAAGUUCGGCGCUGCUGGAAGCAGGGCCAUGUUCAGUUCGGCAGCGGAUAGUCUGCUUCGGCAGGCCAGAGAGCUCGGGGAUGAGGAGCUGGAGAAAUUCUGUGCCCGGACACGGAGUCAGCUGCUCAGCGGGGACGUGGAGCGCUUAGACAGUCUGCGGAGGCUGCACCUCAUCGUCUCUGCCGGUAGGGGGCGCCGCAAAUUGGAUCCUGCCCUGGUGGUGCAAAUGCAAGAAGCUGUGUGCAGUCUACAAACCCCAGCUCAGGUGCAGGCUGUGUGUGCUGCCAUCUUGUGCCAGCUGUGCCCCUCCCCAUUGGUGACAGUGUCAUGGGCCCCCACACAGCAGCCCCGGGGCCCUCUGUUUUCCAUCAUAUUGGCCCAGGCCUCUCCCAGUGACAUUAUGGAACUAGGGCAAUGUAUUUGCCAAACUUUGGAGAUGCGGGCCCCGGAGGGCCACAGCCUUAGAGCAUUCCUCCCUGCUCUGCUGAGGGUAUCUGGUGUCUGUGCUGAAAGUCUACAGGAAGAACACGUCAACAUCGUCCACAAGAAACUGACGGACUGGCUGCGCUAUGCCACCAUCCCACAGGUGGGCACCCCUGCCCCCGGAGGCUUCUUCUCCAGCCAACGAGUGAAACAGCCCAGCCUUAUCUCUGAGGUGGACGGAUCCAUCGCAACAGACUUCUUCACUGUGCUCAACCACAGCCAGAACUACACCGAGGACCAGUGGAUGAAUAUCCAGGGCUUCUCCACCCUGCGCCAUUGGCUCCUCCAUUAUGGGACAUAUGGUAAUGCUGGUUCUGAAGACAAAUCUGAGGUGGAAGGUUCUGUGGUCUCCAUGGUCUCUGCCUCUUCAACUUCAAGCCGCCUCCUGCCGCCGAGAGAACGCCUGAGGGAAAAGGCCUUUGAAUACUGCCUGAGACUCAUUGAGCAGUGCAACCGAAAGCCCCUGAAGAAGUCCGACGCAGACCUACAGAAGGCAUGCCUGGUGGAAGCAGUGUCCCUGAUAGAUGUUCUGUGUAAGCAGGAUGUGUCCUUCCUGUAUCGCACCUUGCCGCUCAUGAAGAUCCUGCAUGCCAGGGUUUGUUCUGACCCAUCUUUGGCCCUUGUGCUUCUUCCAGUGGCUCAAUUUUAUCUCAACCACAGUGAAGCUGCUGCUGUGGAAUCGGAGGCGGUGUACAGACAUCUCUUCACCAAAGUGCCCUCUGACAUGUUUCAUCAACCUCUGUUUGCAUUUCAGUUUGUCAGGUUUUGCAGGACCAAUGGCUCCUUUCUGGUGGAGAAUGUGGAGGCUUUCAGAGGGAGCUUUCCCAGCAUAAUGAAGCUUCUGGCAUGGAAUGCUCCAUCACUGAUAUCAGAAUUUGUCGCUCUUCUUCCUAUACUCAUUAGUCCAGAGUCUGCUAUUGAGAUGCUUCAUACUUUGCUGGACCUCCCAUGCCUUACAGCAGCAAUGGAAGUCCAUCUUAUUGUGUCCUCAAUGGAGAAGCACGGCCUAGACCCUUCUGUGUUGCCACCAUCAUCUACGGAGGCCUAUCGCCAUCCGAUUUACAGCACGUUGUUCCAGUAUCUGUUACGUAAUGAGGCCUGGAAUGGGCUUCCUCCAGAAGGAUUCAUUAAACUUCGCCAGAUCCUUGCAGACAGGAACAGUUCUCCCCGUGUCCUUCAAUGUUCUCAGAUUGUUCCAUGCCUCCUUCAGCUCUAUGUCAAUGUCAUCUCAAAGUUUGCUGAAGGUCCUCUUGUGAAUAAAGUUAUCUUAACGUUCCUUGAGCGCAGUGGUCUCUUAUAUGAAUCCCUUUCAUUCCAGACUGAGGUGCAGGGCAUUCUAAGUGCUCAGCUACCUAAUCUGUGCCACCAAUACCCCUCUGUUGUUGUAGAACUUUCUAGAGAGUUGCUACACUUUGUAAGUACGAUUGGUAACAUCCAGAACAAGGAACCAUUAUUUGCACAUGUGGUCUGGGCUUUGGGAGAAUAUCUGGCCGUGUCCUAUGACAAGAGAUGUACCGUAGAACAAAUCAAUAGGGUCUUUGAGGUUCUGGAAGCACUACUGUUUGAGAUCACCCAGCUUCGUGGUUCUUCCAGUACGCCAAUCUCCUCACCUCGUGUUAUUACAACUCUUAUGACUACACUUGCCAAACUGGCGUCGCGUAGCCAGGAUCUCAUUCCAAGGGUUUCGUUAUACUUAUCCAAGAUGAGGUCAUGUGUACAGAGCUCAGCCAUGAUCUCUGCAUACGGGGAGGAGGACAGUGAACAGAUUCUUAUACGAGCCACAGAACUUCUAAACCUGUUGAAGGUGCCUAGUGUGGCACAGUUUGUUCUGACUCCUCCUCCUGAGGUUUCCAAGCCAAAUUUUCACCGUGAUCCAUCUUCCUCUCUGCCACUUGCUAUUCGUACCUCAAGUUAUUUGCUGCUGAGAGAGAAGACACUGCCUGGAUGAGUGACUGGAGCAGUAAUGGCUACCAUCCAUCAGACUAAUCUUAACAUGGACUUUCUAUCUUUAUUUUGCAAAUACGCUGCCAGAAUAAUUUUAUAUUGUCAGGAUGAAAACCAUUUUUGGAAUUUUGAUCAGUAUUAAAUAGG
Bufo bufo (common toad) is the source of this 2596-nucleotide messenger RNA. RefSeq names its product adaptor related protein complex 5 subunit zeta 1 (gene AP5Z1). Gene Ontology annotation, cellular component: AP-5 adaptor complex. The record is from RefSeq and is a predicted model, not a curated record. Lineage: Eukaryota; Metazoa; Chordata; Amphibia; Anura; Bufonidae. The transcript has a single exon. Bases 51 to 2453 code for a protein of 800 amino acids.